CACUGCUGACGUCGUGUCAGUGACUGCUGUUAUCAAGAUGGCGCUGCGGCCAGGAUCUGGGGGAGGCAGCAGUUUUAUGUACCCUGUUGGAGGGGGCUUGGGACCACCACAAGGUAUGGUACCCAUGCAGCAGCAGCAGCAGCAGCAGCAACAGCAACAACAGGGCUUCCCUAUGGUUCAGGUCAUGCAGCCUAACAUGCAAGGCAUGAUGGGAAUGAACUUUGGGGGACAGAUGCCUCCAGGUGCCAUGCCCAUGCAGGCUGGGAUGGCGAUUGGUAUGCAAACUCCUGGGAUGCAGUUCUUGGGCCAGCCACAGUUUAUGGGUAUGAGACCUGCGGGACCACAGUACACAGCAGAUAUGCAGAAACAAAUGGCUGAAGAGCAUCAAAAACGGCUCGAGCAGCAGCAGAAAAUGCUGGAGGAGGACAGAAAAAGAAGACAAUUUGAGGAACAGAAGCAGAAGCUCAGACUGCUCAGCAGUGUUAAACCCAAGACAGGAGAGAAGAGCCGCGAUGAUGCCUUGGAGGCCAUAAAAGGCAACCUGGAUGGUUUCAGCAGAGAUGCAAAGAUGCAUCCCACUCCAUCAUCUCAGACCAAGAAGCCAGACUCAUCGCCAUCACACCCGUCUGUCACCACUCACCCCCUCCCCACAAGUAUGUCGGAGGACAAUGAUGAGUUUAGUGACUUUCAGGGGCCCGUAGAGGCCCCCACAUCCUUCCCUCCCUUUUCCUCGUCCUCCACUUCUUCCACCUUUGGCCAAUCCUCUCAGGCCCAUGUCCAGCCUUUGCCCCCUAACCCUAAGCCAGGUUUCUCUGAGGAUGAUGAUGAAUUUAGUGAUUUUGUUCAGGGACCUGUGAAUGCCCUCACUUCCUCCGAUUUUCACCUCUCCCCUCAAGCCCAAGUCCGACCCUCGUCCCCUUCCCUUAAAGCAGGUCUGUCCUCCUCUUCCUUCACUCCAUCACUCCCUCCUACCACUGUGUCCAUUCCUUCUGCCACCCAACACUCUGCUGUCAACACCAGCUCCCAAUCUACAUUUCAAGGCCCGUCCCUGGAAGAGAAGCUAUUCUCCUCAUGUGAUCUUACAGCUGAUAAGAUGGCCCAGGUUAGCUUUAAAUCCAAGCAGAGUAUGGCUGAAAUGGGUCCUAGAGCUAAGGUUUCAGCCCAGUUUCAAACCAGCACUAAAGCAAGGAACUGGGCUGUGGCCCCUGAGGACUUGAGUUCCAUCUUCACAGCAGAAAGCGUACCUGAGGCCUCUCUGUCAGCAUCUGGCGCUCACCCAUCAGCUGCUGAUUCAUCCCCACAAACCAGUACUGACAGUGCAGGUGUUGGCGUGUACCCACAGCAAGAGCACAUCCAGCCAAUGCUGCCAGCCUGGGUUUACAAUGACAGCCUCAUCCCAGAAAUGUUCAAGAAGGUUCUUGAAUUCACCAUGACUCCAGCAGGGAUAGACACAGCCAAGCUCUACCCAAUAUUAAUGUCAUCAGGUCUUCCCAGGGAAGCACUGGGGCAAAUCUGGGCAUCGGCCAACCGCACAACACCUGGCAUGCUGACCAAGGAGGAGCUCUACACUGUACUUGCGCUAAUUGGUGUGGCACAGAGUGGCCUUCCUGCAAUGAAUGUGGAAAUCCUCAGUCAGUUUCCAUCUCCACCCGUACCCAAUCUGCCGGCCCUGGCAAUGGCAAUGGCCCCAGUACUCCCUCAGCACCAGCAGCCUAUGAUGUCCCAGCCCCAAGUCUCCAUGGCCAUGCCCACGCCAGCACCACCAGUCAUGGCCAUGACCCCCGCUGCACCGGCUCCAGCACCCACAAACACUAAUUUCAUCGCCAGUUUCCCUCCUGCUCAGGCAACCAAAACUGAUGACGAUGACUUCCAAGACUUCCAAGAAGCUCCUAAGGCAGGAGCAGGAGACCAGUCCUUCACUGAGUUCCAGGGGGACGGGGGAAGUUUCCCUGCUACCAUUGCACCUCAGCACCAAAAUAGUGCGCCUGCCAUGCUGACUCCAGUGUCUGGUUCCUCCUCCACGUCCACCACAUCCUCUGAUAAGUACGCUGUCUUCAAGCAGCUGUCUGCAGAUCAGCCUGCAGAACCGACACCCCCUGCCUCAGAUAUUGGAGACAAAUACAGUGUGUUCAGACAGCUUGAGCAACCUGCUGACAAGAAACCAGUCGGCGAAGGAUUUGCAGAUUUCAAGUCUGUCAGCACUGAUGAUGGCUUCACAGAUUUUAAAACCGCGGACAGCAUCUCUCCACUAGACCCUUCAGACCAGGCCAAGAUCUUUCAACCUACCUUCCCUUCUGCUUUCCCUAACUCUCAGUCUCUACAACAACUACCACAACAGCAGCAACAGCCAGUAGUGUCUCUUUCACAGCCCAAAAACCCUCUCAACAUGGCAGACCUGGACCUUUUCUCUUCUAUAGCUCCUUCUGUUCCUGCUCCUACAGAGCCAAAACCCAGUACAUUCCCACCUGUUUCUGUACCUCCCUCUCUGGUACUUGUACCAGGUGGAGCUAAGCCUCCAGGAGGAGGGACAGAUGACUUUGGUGACUUUGCCCUGUUUGGCUCUUCCUCUGAUGCUGCUCAAGGUUCAGCAGCAGGAGGAGGUGCAGCAGCGCCUCAGGAUGAUUUUGCAGACUUCAUGGCUUUCAGCAGUUCUGGUGGGGAGACUAAAAAUGAGAGCAGCUCGGGGAUCCAAGGAGAGACCUCUCAGCAGCGACCUCAACAAAGCUCAGACAAGUAUGACGUAUUUAAACAGCUGUCUCUGGAGGGUGGCUUGGCUUAUGACGAUUCAAAAGAGAGUGGUGGUGGCUCCUUCUCUUCCCUCAAGAGUGACACAGAUGAUUUUGCUGACUUUCAAUCUUCAAAGUUCUGCACAGCGCUUGGCGCCUCCGAAAAGACCCUGGUAGACAAAGUGGCUGCUUUCAAACAGACUAAGGAGGACUCUGCCUCUGUCAAGUCCCUCGACCUCCCAUCCAUCGGGGGGAGCAGUGUGGGAAAAGACGACUCUGAGGACGCACUCUCAGUACAGCUGGACAUGAAGCUCUCAGACAUGGGCGGAGACUUGAAGCACGUGAUGUCGGACAGCUCUCUGGAUUUACCGGGUCUCUCAGCCCACCAGCCACCCGCUACAGAAGGAGACGACAUGAAAUUUGACCCCUUUGGGACAGCGGCGCUCAGCAGCCUGGCCAACUAUGAUUGGUCAGACCGAGAGGAAUGUCUUCCUGGUGAUGUGAGAAAGCCACAAGGCCUGGAAGGGGCUGUUCUUCCAUCUUCAGGUCCAACUCACAGAAAGGAGCUGACCUUUGGUAGCACCGAAAACAUCACAGGAACUUCAGUAGGAAAGAUUACCACCUCCCUUCCUGCCGAGGACAGCUCCUCCGCAGAUGACAAGUUUGAAGCCUUUGCUGAUUUUGGCUCCGGCGAGCAUGGCGGUGUAGAUGAUGAGGACGACUUUGGGGACUUUGCCAGUACUGUGUCUGAAAAGUCUGACUCGCCAGCUGCUGCGACAGAGAUGGGCUCAGAAGGAACCCAAAGCGAAACUCUUGACGAGUUUGGUGCUUUUCAAGGGGACAAACCCAAGUUUGGAAAGUCUGACUUCCUCAAGGCGAGCACUCAGGCCAAAGUGAAGUCCAGCGAGGAGAUGAUCAAGAACGAACUAGCAACUUUUGACUUGUCUGUUCAAGGCUCACACAAACGCAGUCACAGUUUGGGUGAGAAAGAGAUUGGGCGUUCACCUCCGUCUCCAGCUCCAGAGCAGCCGUUCAGGGAUCGAUCCAACACCCUGAGUGAAAAACCUGCCCUGCCUGUCAUCAGGGACAAGUACAAGGACCUGACUGGGGAGGUGGAGGAAAGUGAGCGCUAUGCAUACGAGUGGCAGAGAUGUCUGGAAAGUGCUCUGGAGGUCAUCACCAAAGCUAACAACACCCUGAACAGCAUCAGCAGCUCGUCUGUCUGCACUGAGGUCAUCCAGUCUGCUCAAGGCAUGGAGUACUUGCUGGGUGUGGUGGAAGUGUAUCGUGUCACUAGACGUGUGGAGCUGGGCAUCAAGGCAACAGCCGUGUGCUCUGAAAAGCUGCAACAGCUGCUGAAGGACAUCAGCCGUGUGUGGAACAACCUCAUGGGCUUCAUGUCAUUGGCCAAACUCGCGCCUGAUGAAAGCUCCCUGGAUUUCUCCUCCUGUAUUCUGCGGCAUGGCAUAAAAAAUGCCAAGGAGUUGGCUUGUGGGGUGUGUCUCCUCAACGUUGACGCUCGCAGCAAGAACAAAGAGGAAAGCACUAUUGGACGUCUGUUUAAACGAGCAGUGACUAAAGACAAUAACAAGAGGUUAUGGGCGUUCAACUCGGAGACAGACAACUUCAAGCUGUUGUACGGAGGCCACCAGUACCAUGCCAGCUGUGCCAAUUUCUGGAUUAACUGUGUGGAGCCCAAACCCCCGGGCCUCAUACUGCCUGACCUGCUCUGAGCUUUGCCUGCAGCUGCCAUGGCAACGGGGCACAGGCUAAUCAACAUCAGAUAGGUGGAGUGGCGAGGCGCUUCGAACUGCACCGGCUCUAUUCAUAACUACUCAUAAUGCUUUUAAGAGAUGAUUCCCAUUCAUUUCUACUGCACAGAAAGUCAAUAUUUAACAAGAGGGGCAUUUCAAGAGCGCAUGCCUCUGCCACGGCCCCACAGACUUGUAAUCCGAUCAAACGCCCCAUCUUGAAAUGUGAGCAAUAGCAAUUAAAAAUUCCAGGAUCUGAUCUUUUUUUGCUAAUUUCCUAAUUAAAAAUUUUACAGCAUUGUUCUCAACCCAUGCCCCUUCUCUAAGUUUCAUGAAAAGCUGUGCGGUAGAAUUUGGUGAUACUACUAGUGACAAUAAACAAACAGAUGCGGGUGAAAACAAAACCUCCUUGGUUGCGUUAAUCACCCCUAGUCAUUUACAUACUGAAAUUAUCAGGUGUGAACUUUCAUUAAAAACAGCAGGAAGUCUGUCAACAUCCUUGAGAUUUAAUGUCACUUGUUGCUUUGCUUCUCUUUGCGAUGACUUCUCUUUGACUCCCUUCGCUCCUACUGAACCAGAGCUGUUGAAUCGUAAGCCUAUUACUGUACUUGAAUUGCAUUUGUUUGUCAAAUCUGCUUAAAGAAACUGUGGCUGUUGUGGUUUUAAUAUCUUUUUGCAAACGUAAAACAUUCAAAUCCUCACUGUUGGGCAGGAAGAUAGAUGUCUCUUUUUAUGAAUUGUGUUGAAUUAACAGCGUCGAAUGUUUUUUGCACUGGAGAUUUUAUCACCUCUUAUGAUAUUUAAAUUGUGUAUUUUAUAGGAAUUUGGGUCUAAAAAAAAGUGAUUUUGGGACUUGAAGGGAACUGUGCAAAGGUUUGUUUGUUUGUUUUUCUGUGUUGUCCACUUUGAUUCUGAACUAAAACUGCAGCAGCACUUUUGUAUAUUACUGUGUCAUGCUGUAGGAUUGUAAUUAUGACUAAAUGUAACGUGACUGUGAAUAAAUGAGUAUGCAGUUUAUUUUAA
Sphaeramia orbicularis (orbiculate cardinalfish) is the source of this 5500-nucleotide messenger RNA. It is a transcript of the gene synrg, whose product is annotated as synergin, gamma. Gene Ontology annotation, molecular function: protein binding. Gene Ontology annotation, cellular component: clathrin coat of trans-Golgi network vesicle. Lineage: Eukaryota; Metazoa; Chordata; Actinopteri; Kurtiformes; Apogonidae. The record is from RefSeq and is a predicted model, not a curated record.